AUGCCUCGCCUUCAACCAGCAGAUAUCAAUAACAAUACAUUUGACUUUAUCAUUGUGGGUGUGCUUGAAGCAGGCAUAACCACACAGGAGGAGCUUUUGGAGGCUCAAGUUCCUUUACUGAACAGCAAAAUGAAAAACACCCAUGUUGACUGGAAACUUCAAUCAGUUCCCCAGACUAACGCUUCGAACAGAAGCAUAGGCGUUCCCUUAGGGAAGCUAUUAGGAGGAUCAAGUGCUUUUAAUGCUUGCUUAUACCACAGAUGCUCACCGUCUGACUAUGAUGCGUGGAAUGAGAAAGAGUGGACAUAUAAAAUUUUGCAGCCUUAUUUUCGUAAAGCAGAGACUUUUCAUGACGAUAAACACCCUGUCCCAGAAGAAAUCUAUGGUACGUCAGGACCUUUCCAUGUUAUGCAAGCAAAUUACGACACAGAACUCGGAAACAGCUUCAGAAAAGCUUGUCAAAAAAAUGGAAUACCCGAGUAUUAUGAUAUGACAGAUAUGCCUUGUCAAAUUGGUGUAACAGGGUUGCAGGCAGCUAUUUACGAUGGACGACGUAUUUCAGCUGGCUCAAGCUAUCUACCUCCUGAACUUCAACAGGAACGUGCCAACCUGUUCAUCGGUUUGGGAUGUAAAGUCCAUCGUAUUAUUCUAAAUGAAGCCAAAGUAGUUACGCAUGUGGAAUACAGUGCAGUUGAUGGUGAGGGAAGGGACUCGCUUUAUCGUGCUGCUGUGUCUCGCGAAGUUAUUCUCACUGCUGGGGCUAUUCUUUCUCCUUAUCUUUUGUUAUCCAGCGGAAUUGGUCCAAAGUCGGAGUUGACAAAGGCUAACGUAGAAACAAUAGUCGAUCUACCUGGCGUGGGCAAGAAUCUACAAAAUCAUUGGCGUGUGCCUCUUGUUCAUGAAACCACCAAACCCGAAAUGUCCCUUCAUCGUGAUCUGUUUCAAAGGGAAAAGGAGACUCUUGCUCAAGCUCUUAAUGAAAAGACUGGAACAUACACGCGAUUAUGGCCUGAUGCUGUAGCGUAUAUGAAAAUACCUGACACGCCCGAUAAUAGUAGUAGUGCUGACAAUACGCCUCAAAUAGAAUUGUUUGCGGGCGGCUUGGCUUUAUGUCGCGACUUACCUCGAUUAAAGGGAAGUGAUUGUGCCACUCUGUUGAUGGUUUACGUCGCUCCAUUUUCCACUGGCUCUAUCACACUAAGCAAGGAGAAGGAGUUACAGAUUGAUUUAGGUUUAUUGAAGGAUGAUAGAGAUCUUGAAUGUCUGGAAAAGGGACUAUCUCUCUCCCUGAAAAUCGCAAACGAAAGCGAAUAUAAGGAUAGUUGUGUAAAGCGUUGGUUGAUUUACCCUCAAAAUGAAAGAGAUAUCCGUCAAUUCAUUUUAGAUAAUGUUGAGACGCUUCAUCAUUAUGCUGGCACUUGCAAAAUGGGUCCUGAGAAAGAUAAAUCUACAGUGGUAGAUAAUCAUUUAAGGGUUCACGGCACUCGUGGUCUCCGCGUAGCUGAUGCAUCAUUUUUCCCAAUUGUUCCCGCUGGCCAAAUUUGCUUCCCCAUUAUAGCAUGUGCUGAAAGAGCAGCUGACUUGAUAUUGAACGAUAACAAAAAUUGCUGA
Molecule: messenger RNA, 1611 nt
Organism: Mycotypha africana
Lineage: Eukaryota; Fungi; Mucoromycota; Mucoromycetes; Mucorales; Mycotyphaceae
Product: GMC oxidoreductase-domain-containing protein
Exons: 4
Coding region: 1-1611 (536 amino acids)
Molecular function (GO): flavin adenine dinucleotide binding; oxidoreductase activity, acting on CH-OH group of donors
Source: RefSeq, a predicted model, not a curated record